AUGACUUCAGUUCACUCCCGGCCUUCACCAAGCUCAUCAUCCCCCUACGACUUCGACUCCGUCCCUGACGACGAAUCAUGGCAGUAUAUCGACUACACAGCAACGAACUCUGGUCCCUCAUCUAUUGGCUUCCUUUCUGACCCUGCUAGUGGAAGCUUGGGUAGUUUUUCCAUGGUUGGGAACGUUCAUGGGACACCACCACCUUUCAUUCCCGGCAACACUCCUCCUUCGUACACAUCUGUUAGCAAUUCUUCGCCUUUCAUGCCUGGCAACACACCCUCCCCAUCAGCUGCCUCUCCCUUGCUUUUGGGAGAGAUGGAUCAGAAUGCUUUCUUCGCUGCCAAUGCCUCAUUCCAGGCGCCGUCAGACAUGGCCAACUCGGACAUGUUUGCUACUACGACAGAUGGUGGCUAUGGCCAACCACAGAACUUCCUGACACCCCAGCAGUACCUUUUCUCACAGCAGGAUACGAAUCAGUUCCAAGAUCAGGGCUUGAAUGGUAUGAUGCCAAAGCGGAAGACGGUCUCCCCUGGAGUGCAGGGUGCUGAUGCUGCUGUAGACAUGACUCUCAUGCAAAACUUCGGAAACGAUAUGUUCUCGAUGAACAUGAACGAACAAGUUCAGCAGCCUCAACUUGAUUUUAACAUCAUACAGUCAGACCCUAAUGUCCCGCCGUGGAGUCAAACGAAUACGCGAGGCAACGAAGCUAUCUUCAUCAUGGAUGACUUCAACAACUCUCCAUCACCCAUGAGCAACUAUUCGCAGACCUCGUUCCCCAGCUCGAAAGCAAGCCCUAGUGGGAACAAGUCCCCUAUCACGAUGCCAAUCCGCAAGGUCAAGGUUGGGAAAGUCGAGAAAAAGAAGAAGAUCGAGCAGUCUGGCAAAUUUGUCAUUGUGACCCCUGACUCUAUCUCAGCUCACGCUAGCCGUCCUAAUCCUUUUGAAUGUUUCGAGGCUUUGAACCGAACGAGUCAGCGAGGGCGCAAGGGCCCCUUGGCGGAUGCUACGAAGGAGAAUGCUUUGCAGGUCCGCAGACAAGGUGCCUGCUUCUGUUGUCAUAGCCGCAAGGUGAAAUGCGACCUCGAGCGUCCGUGCAAGAGUUGCAAGAAACUCAUGGUUCAAGUUCCCCAAGUUGUCUGUUGGCGGUUCAGCGACUUCUUGACUAUUUUGUUCCCUGAGUAUAUCCGUGGCCACCUUGUCAAGGAACAGAUGAUCACGUUCGUCAAAGAAAAUAUCGCUGGAUUCCAUGUUCAGGGGGUUGAGCAGGUCUGCUCCAUUGAGCUAUUCUCCGGUCCACUAUUCAAUACAGUUCUGGCCAUUCAAGCCAAAUUCUUCACGCCAAAGACGGAAGAGGUCAAGAACCAUUGGCAGCUUCAAAACGUGGGAGGGAAUCGAGUUGAGCUGAGACCCAACAGAGCAGCUAACAUCGGCGUCGAACUCGAGAAGAGUGCUGAAAGGGACGGGCUCAAGAAACGGACCAAGAGAUACAUCCAGGAGCUUCUUACCGAGCCGUACUUUGUCGAUCAAGUCACGGAUAGUUUCCAGAGUACAAACCUGCCGAGGAAGAUACUACGAAUCGUCAAGCAGUAUGCUGACGCAACUGAGUGCCUCAUGGUCAAGCGGGCCUUGUCCAUUUACUGCAUGCACUACAUCAUGACCAGACAGCUUUGCCUCACCCAGCAGACCGCCGAUACACUUCGAUCAACCGGUAUGAUAGACCAGGGCGACAACCAUGUAACCCCUCGAGUACUCGCACGACAGAUCAAGUCUAUCGUAGACGAGCUGAUGCAGCGUGAGAUGCAGCAGCUCUUCGAUCUCUUCUCCAAGUCGCUCAAACCCAAGUCUCGACGCGAGUGGGCACCCUGCACUGCUGCCUUUCUCGUUCUUUGCCUCUUCAUGGAGGCUGUAGAGACGGCAGCUGACAUCUUUGUGAUCUCCCAGAACGAAAUCAACAUGAGAGGCAGCAAGAGACCCGAGUACGAAAGAAGCCUCGCGCUGAACACUUGCGCCGAAGUCGAGAACAUGCCUUUCAAGCAGUUCGCCUACUCGUUCCACCAAGUUUACCAGACACACAGCAAGGAGGCCAAUGCCAAAGGCUUCAAUCCCUUGCUUGACAACAGUUUUGCUGAACAGGGGGAGCUGGAUGGACCGGCCAUCCAACUCUCGGCCCAACUCCGAGAACUUCUAUUCGGCGACAGCUGGCAAGAGUUGCAGUUUCUGGCUGCGAAUGAGCUUCUCACAAACAACGCCAGCCAUCCAUUUCCCAUGAACCCUGAGACUCUGUACACUGGGCGCCUCGUGGCCAAGUUUCUCAUGUCAUUUCAGGAUGACAGAGCCAUUUUUGGAGAUGCUGUCUGA
Molecule: messenger RNA, 2358 nt
Organism: Fusarium sp. VM40
Lineage: Eukaryota; Fungi; Ascomycota; Sordariomycetes; Hypocreales; Nectriaceae
Source: the annotation of a GenBank genome assembly